AUGGCUGAUCAAAUCAACAUGGGUGGUCUCUCCCUCAACGAUGGCGCUCAACAGGGCCCUCCUCAGGGUCAACGAUCCUACAUCCCCCCUCACAUGCGCCGCCAGGGUGGCCCUCCCCAGGCUGCCCCCCCUCAGGGUGGUCCUCCUGCUAUGAACGGUGGUCCUCCUCCUGCUGGACCUGGUCCCAAUGGUCUCGGCAACAGUGCCUGGGCUAACCAAAACUAUGGUGCCCGUCAAUCCAACUGGGGCAACGACGUUCCUACCUAUCAGAACAACACCAACAACAAUCGCCGGGGCGGCUGGGGCGGUCGAGGUGGUUACAGCGGCGGUGGCGGCAACUUGGAUGGUCACUCUGGAGGCGGUGGUGGUCACACUGCCCGCGGCUCUGGCGAUGGCCAGUGGCGCGAUGGAAAGCACGUUCCUGGCCCGGCUAACCCCCGUGUCGAGCGCGAGCUUUUUGGUACCCCCGAUGACCCUUCCAAGCAGCACACCGGUAUCAACUUCGAGAAGUACGAUGACAUUCCCGUUGAGGCCUCUGGUCAGGAGGUUCCUGAGCCUGUCCACCAGUUCACCACUCCUCCUCUGGAUGAGCAUCUUUGCCGCAACAUCGAGCUUGCUCACUACAAGGUUCCCACUCCAGUCCAGAAGUACUCGAUCCCCAUCGUUAUGGGUGGUCGUGAUCUAAUGGCCUGUGCUCAGACUGGUUCCGGAAAGACAGGUGGUUUCUUGUUCCCCAUUCUCUCUCAGGCCUUCAUCAACGGCCCUUCUCCCGUGCCCGCUAAUGCCGCUGGCCAGUUCGGCCGUCAGCGCAAGGCUUACCCUACCUCCUUGAUUCUUGCCCCUACACGCGAACUUGUCUCGCAAAUUUAUGAAGAGUCUCGAAAGUUCGCUUACCGAUCUUGGGUCCGACCUUGCGUUGUCUACGGUGGUGCCGAUAUUGGUUCUCAGCUCCGACAGAUUGAGCGUGGCUGCGAUUUGCUUGUUGCUACUCCUGGUCGAUUGGUCGAUCUCAUAGAGCGAGGUCGUAUCUCCCUGCAAAACAUCAAGUAUCUGGUCCUUGAUGAGGCCGAUCGUAUGCUUGACAUGGGUUUCGAGCCCCAGAUUCGCCGCAUUGUGGAGGGUGAAGACAUGCCCCAGGUUCAGGACCGUCAGACUCUCAUGUUCUCGGCUACCUUCCCCCGCGAUAUUCAGAUGCUUGCCCGCGAUUUCCUCAAGGAUUAUAUCUUCCUUUCUGUCGGUCGUGUUGGUUCUACUUCCGAGAACAUUACCCAAAAGGUUGAGUAUGUCGAGGAUGUCGACAAGCGCUCCGUUCUGCUGGAUAUUCUGCACUCCAACGCCAAUGGUCUGACCCUGAUUUUCGUCGAGACCAAGCGUAUGGCCGAUUCGCUUUCGGAUUUUCUCAUCAAUCAGAACUUCCCAGCUACUUCCAUUCACGGUGAUCGUACUCAGCGUGAGCGUGAGCGCGCUCUUGAGUUUUUCCGCAACGGUCGAUGCCCGAUUUUGGUCGCCACCGCUGUCGCUGCUCGAGGACUUGACAUCCCUAAUGUUUUGCAUGUUAUCAACUACGAUCUUCCUACUGAUGUUGAUGAUUACGUUCACCGAAUUGGUCGAACCGGUCGUGCCGGAAACACCGGUAUUGCGACCGCUUUCUUCAACCGAGGCAACCGUGGAAUUGUCCGGGAGCUUAUGGAUCUCCUGAAGGAAGCUAACCAGGAGGUUCCUGCUUUCCUCGAGACCAUUGCUCGUGAGUCUUCCUUCGGUGGUCGUGGUGGUCGUUCUCGUGGUGGUGGUGGCCGUGGUGGUGGUGCAACACGUGACUUCCGUAAGUUCGGCGGAGGUGGCGGUGGUGGUGGCGGCUUUGGCGGCAACAACGGCGGCGGCGGCGGCUUCAAUGCUCCUUCCCAGGGCUCAGGCUAUGGUGGAGGCGGUUUCGGUGGCUCCGGCGGCUACGGAGGUGGUGGCUACAGCGGCGGCGGUGGCUAUGGAGGUGGUGGUUAUGGAAACCCCAGUGGCCCCGGAGCUCAGUCUUCUUGGUGGUAA
Molecule: messenger RNA, 2040 nt
Organism: Fusarium subglutinans
Lineage: Eukaryota; Fungi; Ascomycota; Sordariomycetes; Hypocreales; Nectriaceae
Product: ATP-dependent RNA helicase DED1
Exons: 3
Coding region: 1-2040 (679 amino acids)
Cellular component (GO): nucleus
Molecular function (GO): RNA helicase activity; RNA binding; ATP binding
Source: RefSeq, a predicted model, not a curated record